Prosopis cineraria is the source of this 674-nucleotide messenger RNA. RefSeq lists its product as uncharacterized. The record is from RefSeq and is a predicted model, not a curated record. The transcript has 4 exons. The annotation marks the transcript as partial. Lineage: Eukaryota; Viridiplantae; Streptophyta; Magnoliopsida; Fabales; Fabaceae. Gene Ontology annotation, molecular function: protein binding.
CUUAGGGUUUCAAAAUCCCCGCCAACUCUCUCUCUCUCUCUCUACAAUGACGGUAGAGGACCAGAGCUCGGUAACCCCUGCACCAGUUCCAACACGCGGCGUCAAAGUCGCUGAGACUGGCUCCUGCCACCCUCCAACGGCGCCGUCACCUGGUAAUCCAAACCCUACUGACACUUCUCCGCCGAAGCCAUCCAGCCCCAGAGAUUUCAUCGUUUCUGUUGCCUCCAAUAUCGCUUCCCAGUCUCUACAGAACUUCGAUCCUGGCGUUUGGGGCGUCCUUACUGCUAUUUCUAACAAUGCUCGUAAAAGGCAACAGAACAGAAGGCACUAAUGAAAAAAUGGAGAGCAUGACAUCAAUUUGGUUGAAAGAUACGAGCACAAAUGGAACUUAUCUCAACUGGGAGAGGCUUAAAAAGAAUAGUACUGCUGUCAAAGUCUGUCAUGGAGAUAUCAUAUCAUUCGCUGCUCCUCCUCAGCAUGAAAUUGCAUUUGCUUUUGUAUUUCGAGAGGUGCUCAAGUCUGCUGCUUGGCUGGAUAACGGGGCUGCUAAAAGAAAAGCAGGUAAUGUCAUGCUCUGGGGCACAAAUAUUCAUUCAAUUCAUUCUUGCAUUUUUCUUUGCACUAUGCUUCAAGAUCAGUGCUGGCUCUUUGUUGGAUAUCUGAUCAGAUGUCAG